AUGGGCUGUUGCAACUCCAAAGUAGACAAACCAUCCAAAAAAAAGGCAGAGAAUUUGAAAUCUCUAGGCGAGCCACUGAAAGUAGCCGCUAUUAGUGCUGAGAAACCUAAAUUAGUCAUCCAGAAAGGCAAAGUCGGUGAAAAGUAUAAAAUCAUCAAACUUUUAGGGACUGAGAAGCAUGGCUCGUACUUUCAGGUUAUGAACGUUAAGACAAAUGUCGAAAGGUUCUUAAAAGAAUACAUAAAAGCUAAAACUAGCAAAAAGACGCUUGAGCAAGUUCUUGAGUCUAUUGAAACACUCUACGGCAUAGUAAAAUCUAAUUAGGAUCAUCCCAAUGUUGUAAAAAUCACCGAAGUAAUAGAAUCAGACGAAUCCUUGAAUAUAAUAGCAGAAUUAUGCACAGGUGGCGAGCUAACAGCCAAAAUUUCGAAAAAUAAAAGCUUUAGUGAGAAAGACGCUGCGAAGACAUUUAAAGAUAUUAUGCUUGCAAUCAGCUGUUGUCAUGCAAAUGGAAUUGUUCACAGAAAUAUAAGCACUAACUCCUCCAAUUUCAUACGUGAAGAAAUCAUUUAAAAAAUCAGCAAACAUUAGUGAGCAAGCAAAAUUACUUUAAAUUAAAUUAUAAUACUUUAUUUAUAAAUUUAUUAUUAUUAAAUUUCUAGCUAGUUCUAUUAAAUUUAUGCAGUUUGCAUCUUAGGCAUAUAUCCACAAAUUAUAUUUUUAUAAAUAAUUUAAAAGUGGAUUUUCCAAGAAAAAAAAUUUUAAAAUUCUAUAUAUAUUUUUUAAAAAUAAUUUCUCUUUAAACAAGCAAUAAGGUAUUUUCUCAUCGUGAGUGAUGAGAGAGUAAAACUAUUUUAUACCAAAAUCAAGAAAGUAACUCAGAAAUCAAGCUGGUUGACUUUUCUCUCUCCAAGAAAAUGAAGCACAAGCACGCAUUGAAAGAGCCUAUUGGAAGUGUAAAAAAUAUUUAGGUUCAAUACAUGGCACCUGAAGUAUUCGAUAAAGAGUAUAAUGAGAAAUGCGACAUCUGGAGCGCUGGAGUUGUCCUUUAUAUUAUGCUUGUUGGAAGGCCUCCGUUCGGAGGACAUAAAGUUAAUGAUAUUGUUGCUUCAAUAAAAGAAGGCAAAUUACACUUGGAUAAAUCCCAUUGCCAACAUCUUUCAGGUGAAGCCAAAGAUCUCCUCAAAAAAAUGCUAUCUGUCGACCCAGAAGCUAGAUUAAGUGCUCAGCAAGUUUUGGAGCAUCAAUGGAUAAAAAGUUACAAUAACGAUACAAUUUCAUCUAUUCCCUUAACUGAAGAAGUUUUUGCUCACUCCUUGCCCUUGGUUAGUGAGAAAUAAAAAAUAGUUGAUAAUUGAUAUGAAUUCCUAAAAUAAAAUUUUUAAAAACGAAAAUCUGAUUCAAUAAAAAUUUUUUUAAAGCACCCGAGUAUUUAAAAUUCAAUAUAACUUGCUUGAAAUUAAUUUUUUAUAAUUAUUUAUUAUAUAUUACAAUAUAUAUUGUAUCAAAAUUUUUUGGUUUAAAUUUUUCCGGAAAAAAGGGAGUUUCUAAUGGCUUUGCUUGAUAAUUAAUGGGGAAGUCAUUUAAUUAGACACCACUCUGAGUCGAAACUGUCAGAUGCCUUGUUUUCCUUUGUUGCGACUCAAAUUUCUGACUCAGCAGAAGAUAAAAUAUUAGAAGAGCAAUUUAAGGCUAUGGAUAAGAAUGGAGAUGGAAGACUUACAUUAGAAGAAAUUGAAAGUGGGCUAAAGCUUUUGAGCCCAGGGACAAAUGUAGAUCCGAAAAAAUUAUUUUCAGAAAUUGAUAGAGACCAUAGUGGAUUUGUUGGGUACACUGAAUUUAUGAUGGCUUCGAGAAAUUGGAAGAAGACUGUGCAAAAAGAGGAACUGGAAAAGGUUUUCCAAAGCUUGGAUAUUGGGUCUGAUGGGCAGCUUGCUUUAAAUGAUUUCAAAAACAGUUUCCCUGGAAUUGAUAGCAGUGAAUGGGCUGACUUCUUCAAGGCUGCAGACGCUAAUCAAGAUGGGUUAAUCAGCUAUGAAGAGCUCAAAGAAUAUUUAAUUUCAAGAGCAUAA
Molecule: messenger RNA, 2072 nt
Organism: Blepharisma stoltei
Lineage: Eukaryota; Ciliophora; Heterotrichea; Heterotrichida; Blepharismidae
Source: the annotation of a GenBank genome assembly